Penicillium crustosum is the source of this 279-nucleotide messenger RNA. RefSeq lists its product as uncharacterized. Lineage: Eukaryota; Fungi; Ascomycota; Eurotiomycetes; Eurotiales; Aspergillaceae. The transcript has a single exon. Bases 1 to 279 code for a protein of 92 amino acids. The record is from RefSeq and is a predicted model, not a curated record.
AUGAAGGACGAGUCUGGAUUGGAUGGAGGAACGAGAAGGAAAUCGGGAGAAGGAGAAGGAGGAAGGAGAAGGGAUGGAGAAUUGGUUGCUUUGGACGAUGGCAAGAAAACGAGAUUUGGUGAGAUCACUCAUAAACAUUACCUCCGAGGCUUCAAAGCUGACUUCCAAAAGCACAGUUCCCUGAUGACUCUCCACUGGAGUCUUUCGACCCCUUCCAAUUACACCAUGGACCAGCCAGCAGAGCUCAUGACUCACCUUGAAUCAAGAGGGAUGCAAUGA